AUGUUGCUUGACAAUCUUGAUCGAACUGAAUAUCUCGGCAAUACUCCAUCACAAGAUGUACCAAUACUUACAUUAAUUUUUCUUUCAACAAUUGCUCAUAGUUUAUUAUAUUAUUUUCUUCCGUCAUCAUGGACACCAUCAAUUAAAAGUUACGUCGUUUCAACAUUUCAUGCAGCUAUAUGUGUUUUAAGUGUUAUGAAUUUUUUUGUACGUUAUUCAGUUAAUUUAAAACAAAUUAAUCGAAUAGCUGGUGGAGGAAUUUAUGGAACUGGUGAUGAAAUUAUGACUUAUAGUAUCUGUUAUUCCUUUGGUUAUUUUAUAUAUGAUUUAUUACUAAUGUUAUCUGAUAAAUCAUUAAGAACAAAAUCAGCAUUGAUUCAUCAUAUAAUAGUUCUCGUAGGAUUCUUUUCAGGUAUAAUGAAUGGAAUCUGUCAUUCGUGUCAUUUCUAUUUACUUGGUGAAGAAUUUUCAACAAUUUCAUUAAAUUUGAAAGCAAUAUAUCAAACUCGACCACGUUUACAUAAAAUCUUUGGUUAUUUAUUUGUCAUUAGUUUUGUUUGUUGUCGUCUUAUUUAUGGAUCAAUUAUAUGUGGAUAUGCUUUUCGAGCUGCACCUCAAUUUAUUCGAAUGGCAUCUAGUGUUGGUGAUAUAAAAAGUGUUAUUAUUGGUUUAUCACAAGCUGAUCGAUCCAUACAUGGAAUUUUAGGCUGA
Rotaria sordida is the source of this 711-nucleotide messenger RNA. NCBI's taxonomy places the organism in Eukaryota, Metazoa, Rotifera, Eurotatoria, Philodinida, Philodinidae. The record is from the annotation of a GenBank genome assembly.